Messenger RNA from Aspergillus saccharolyticus JOP 1030-1, 3014 nucleotides. Its product is annotated as putative DNA mismatch repair protein (Mlh3). The record is from RefSeq and is a predicted model, not a curated record. Gene Ontology annotation, cellular component: mismatch repair complex. The transcript is spliced from 2 exons. Gene Ontology annotation, biological process: mismatch repair. Lineage: Eukaryota; Fungi; Ascomycota; Eurotiomycetes; Eurotiales; Aspergillaceae. The coding region runs from base 183 to 2987 and encodes 934 amino acids. Gene Ontology annotation, molecular function: ATP binding; ATP hydrolysis activity; ATP-dependent DNA damage sensor activity.
CCACCAUGUCUUCAUUCUUCUCCUUUUCCUCUUUGCGCGGCUGAAACUGCAAUCUUUCCUAGUAUGACUUGCCAUACUUCUCACGCUUCUGAUGAGUACUCAGUCUCUUGAAGGAGACUUCGCUACUAGGAGUAAGCGCGAGACGUAGGUAGAGAUGCUGCUCUACUUAGUUGCUCGCCGUCAUGAACUCCGAUGACCCGAGGAUUCAGCCCUUGCCACCGGCUGUAGUGGCAAAAAUCAAAUCCUCGACAACGAUUACAAGUCUCAAAGGAGUAAUUAUCGACUUGGUUAAAAAUGCCUUGGAUGCAAAUGCUCAAACAGUAUAUAUCACAGUCGAUUUCCCACGCGGAGGCUGCAUUGUGGAGGACGAUGGAGAUGGCAUCCCACCCUUUGAAUUUGAUUCCAAUGGCGGGCUAGGCAAAGCGCACCACACCUCUCGGCUUUGUCCAGCACGAUAUAUGUACGGUCAUAGAGGCUCAUUUUUAUCCUCACUAUCGGCUUUGUCAAUACUGACCAUCACAUCCCGCCAUCUUGGGCACGAUACCACAAAUACUCUUGUAUUCCACCAUGCUACCCCAAUUCUUCGGCUGACUCCAGCCCCGAGCUAUCACGAACUGAGAUUCGGCAGUCAUGGGACCAGUAUUACUGUGAAUGACUUGUUUGGCAACCUGCCCGUACGAGUAAAGAGCCGUGCAUUGGCUCUCCAGAAGCCUGAAGAGAUAGAACGCCAAUGGGAUGACCUAAGGCAGCUGCUUGUAGCGCUAAUGUUGGCAAACAAUCAACUAGCCAAACUUGUGGUCAUGGACGCUAGUAGAGAAAAGAAGCUCUCUUUAUGUCACAGGGCUAAGUGCCACGAGACAGAAUCAAUGCUGGAACUCCAGCGCAUCAACUCCAUCCUUUAUCAGGCGUGUCUGGUGGGAAAUCGAAAUCAUGAGCACUGGGAUCUGGUGUCAGCGAGUGUUCCUGGGUUUCAAAUCCAGGCUGCGAUAUCACCCAUGCCCAGCCCCACGAAGAAAGUCCAGUUCGUUUCUCUGGGUCCAGAACCCAUGCUACCACAAAGUAAUGCCAACAUUGUUUACACCGAGGUCAAUCGUAUAUUUGCUUUGUCCGACUUCGAGACUGCUAGAGGCUCACCCUCUUCAGCAGCGAAAGUUGAGAUAGCCCCAAGUGGUGAUGAGAGAAUUGCGAACUCGAGUUCAAAGGAGUCCACCAAAUUCCCCAUGUUCUACAUACGGAUCAUUGGCCAAGACUGUACCUGUUUUGCCAGUGAUAUCCAAUGCGCACGCGAGUCAAUCUUACCGAUCCAGCGGAUCUUGGAUGUCCUCGAAGCUAUGCUGAGUGAAUUUCUCCGCCAACGGGGUCUACGGCCGCGUGCCGCAAGAAAGAGGAGGCACACUUUGCCGAAGGAGUGCUUAUGGCCUUGGGAUCAUCAAGCUGGCCAGUCAUCUUCAACCUGUAGCACCGAAAAGAUUUUAUACCCUCUUGUAAAAGUGCCUGAUGUUCGACGAACGCCAACCAUCAGUCAUCAUUUCGCAAACUGGACCAGAAUCAAGAGUGCCAGUACCAUAUCGCAGGAUCUGAAUGCAACUAGGCGAGUUCCUAAGCUCAGCGCCGCUCUUUAUAGCAAUCCUCUGCAGCGGCCCGAACUGUCAUUCAAGACAGGUCCCGGAGACGCAAUCGUUGCACAACAUUCUGUGAAACGAACCCACCUUGAGGCUUUCCAUGAGCACGACUCAAACAACGGACAUUCUGGUCAUCUUACCGUUCGGACUGACCCUUGUACGGGUCGAAGCCACAUGAUUAACUGCCGCACCGGCCAAUCUACUGAGACCGAGUCUUCUUCAUACCCAUUCUCAAGGCCGCGGUCUACUGGAUCAUUGGUGGGAAUGCGGAAACUGGAAGACGAGAAUCGGCCAAGUUCAGCUGUCCCACAACGCCCGCGAAACGCCUGGGUCGACAAUCUUUUGGACGUUUGGGAAAAUCCGAUUUUUGGCCGGCCCGAAACGCUUAUCCACAUUCUCGACCUUGAGACAAGUCAUCGGACUUCCACUCUCAAUAGCACUUUUUAUCUGAACACCUUUGGAGUAUCGAAGUACCGUGGUAAACUUCGGAAGGACGAUCUAAAUAGGUCCCAUAUCAUCGCCCAGGUAGACAGGAAGUUCAUCCUCGCCGCAAUCGGACCCUCCGCAUCUAAGCCCAACACGACCCUGGUUCUAAUUGACCAGCAUGCUGCUGAUGAACGCUGUCGCGUAGAGGCUCUUUUAGCAUCCUUUUUCUCCACCGUGUCGACCGACAUCACAGCAUCUGUUCGACUCGGAGAUCCGAUCGUGUUCGAGAUUCCCGCAACAGAGGUGUCUCUAUUUCAUCGAUACGAAAAAUUUUACAGUGGCUGGGGAGUUCACUACUCGAUUAAACAAGGGCCCAGAGAUGCUCGCGCCUUGUUCAUUGCGCACGCACUUCCCGUCCUCAUUGCGGAGAGGUGUCGCACGGAACCGGAGUUAGUCUCACAACUGAUUCGCGAAGACAUUUGCCGACGGGAGGAAAGUCGAGGUUGGGGUGUCCCCAGAAGCGCGGUGAGUCUGAGGGAAUCCUGUCCCGACAGUCGACCGGGGAUUAGCCAUGAUGCUAUCACCAGCUGCGGUAAUAGCGUUGCUAGGAGGAACAGUUGGCUCGGCCGUCUGAACAACUGUCCUCAGGGGAUUAUCGAAUUGCUUAACUCGCGCGCUUGUCGCACGGCGAUCAUGUUCAAUGAUGUUCUGGAGGUGAAGGAGUGCCAAAGCCUGGUGCGUCGACUACUAGACUGUAAUUUUCCGUUUCUGUGUGCGCAUGGAAGACCGUCCAUGAUACCCAUAUUAGAUAUUAAUACCCCCCCCUCAUACCACCUGGGCUUGGGUCUGGAUGACGGUCAAACGGACGAGUAUACUUAUGAUGAGCGGUGUAAUGGUGGGUUUGUCGAUGCUUAUAAACGGUGGCAAGGCGAUGUAUAAAUAAUAAUGCAUCCUUUCUUGGAAGUG